Messenger RNA from Oryzias melastigma (Indian medaka), 496 nucleotides. RefSeq names its product protein PIGBOS1. NCBI's taxonomy places the organism in Eukaryota, Metazoa, Chordata, Actinopteri, Beloniformes, Adrianichthyidae. The transcript has 2 exons. The record is from RefSeq and is a predicted model, not a curated record. The coding region runs from base 211 to 369 and encodes 52 amino acids.
CUUGCUCUUCUGUAUAUUUAUUUGCCUUAAACAGAGAAUCGCCUUCAAUUUGUGUGAUUAUGUAGGAAUUUAGUUUAUAGAUGAAAACAUUUGUGCAAAAAUACAUUUAGACUGUUUUGUAACAAAGAAUUCACAAAACGUCAAGGUUGUCAAGCUGCCCCCUCCAAGACCUUCUGGUGUCUUGAUUGGGAUUUCUGUCUGAAAAGGAUCAUGUUUAGGCAAAGACUGCCUUUCACGCAGUUGGUUUUGGCCACGCUGCUCGGAGUUGCAGGAGGCUUGUACAUCUACAAACCUUAUUUUGAGCCUGCACAGAAGAUCUCAGGACAGGAAAACACAGAUGUGCCUCAGAAACAGAAUAAAAUGGACUGAAAUAAUUCCUCUCGAUGAAGAAAUAUACAUGUCAAAAAUGUGUGUAAUUUUGUGUUGGACUUAAAGCCAAAUAUUAGAUACAUUUUGAUGAUGUCUGUUUAUCAAAUAAAAAAAUAUGUUAAUUGUA